GUGGGAUGCUGUUUCAAGAUGGCGCAUGUUGAGGUUGUGUUCAGGUUCAUGUACAUCAACCUUACAUGAAAAAUAAUAGAAAUAUGACGCUGUGAAAAACAAAUUGAGUGUUUGUGUUUGUGGAAAGAUACGAAAAGUUUGUGACUAUGUUUGGAUAACGACUAGAUUUUACUAUGUCUCACCAUGCUGUUGUGGUAUGGGAAUGGGAGCUCAGAGAAGGCAGAUGGAGGCCCUACAGUCCAGAAGUAUCGCAGCAUUUAGAGAGAGCCAAUGUAAAACGUUUAACUCGAGUUAUAUUAUCUGAUGCUGAUCCUUCUUUGCAUAGUUAUGUUAAUUUACGGACAAAGACUCAAUGUCAAGAUGAAGGAGAUUUGUCACCUUUAAAAGUAAGAAGGAAAUGCUAUCAUCAAAACUCACCUGCUGGUAAAGGUGUUAAAUGGGAAUGGGGUGGUGGCGAGGGUGGAUCGGAAUGGCUAACUCAUGACAUGGAGGUUCAGUGCCUUAUUGAAGAAUCCUGGGCUAGUGGAGAACAAACUAUUGACAUGAGUUUGACCUAUCUAUGUCUUCCAUAUGUUAUCAAUUUUUACAACUUAACACAAAUUAGUGGAAGCUCUGGUGCUGUUCGAAAUAUUAGAAGAGUCCAGCAGGCACCUUAUCCAUUAGUUAAAGUUACAUUGGAGGAAUUGAAUGGUUUCACAGGUGAUGAUAACAAUCUUAAGCCAUCUAUAGCUAAUCGGCCACAGCUGCCGUUACCAGCGCCCAGAAAAAAUCAGUCUUCUCAAAAAUUGAGUUCUAACAAUAAUACUCUAUCAUGUACAACCAAAAAACACAAAGGGAAAACGAAAAAUCUCAACAGUGAAACUACUCCAGCAAACUUAGCUAGAGCAAUUUUAAAUAAUCUGAAUAUAUUCAGUCAUAAGCCAAAUACUUCUUCAAACUCCCAAAGCAAUCAAACCCAGUUUUUAAAACAUGUACAAAAUUCUAAUAUAGGACAUAGUAACUCUAAUAAUAAACAAUACUCAUCGCAAAGGCAGCAAAAUGCUAACAUGCACAUAUUAAAUACUAGACGAUCUAUGAAAAAUCAUUCUGAGUAUCCAGUUAUACAAAAUUCCAAAAAUAUCUUAACCAAGUCUUCCAUUAAUGUAAGUUCAAGAAAUUCAAGCAAUAAUGAACACUCAAGAAACAAUCAAGUACUGAUUUCCCAACAUCAAAAUUCAAGAAACAAAACUUCAUCGCCGAUUUUCCAGCAGAAUAGCUUAUCAUCAAAUUUACAAAACAUGAGCCAUAUAAAUAGAUCAUAUGUUGGAAGCACAGCUUCUAUGUCACAGAGUUCUAGAAAUAGUUCCAGACAUUUGGAGUCAGUAUUAGAUGUUGAUUCAAGCAGUAUUAAAAGUGGCAGAAGACCAAGUGUUGAUACAGUUUCCACUUAUUUAAGCCAUGAAAGUAAAGGAAGCCAGGGUGCAUCUGUAACCGAUUUACUAGAUUGCAGUAUUGGUAGUGAUGAAGUUUUUGAAUGUCUAAAUUCACCUAGGAGAAGAAUGGGUAUUGCCGGGUCUAUUGUUGGUGUUGAUGCAGCUAGUGAUGUUAUAUCUCGUUAUGUUCGAGUGGUGGAUCCACCAACUUGGCCGGGAAGACCACCUUGUCCAGUUUGUUUAUUAGAUAUGUCUUCUAAUAACAAUCCUUCUCUUGAUUGUCAAAUGUCAGGAAUACUUGAAAAUAACCAUCAUCAAGAUGAUUUGAUAGUAUCCUUGACCAGAUGUGCUCAUGCAAUGCAUCUUGGUUGUUUGAAUCAAGUUAUAAGUCAACAAAAUUCAGAGAAGGGUCUUUAUUUGGAAUGCCCAUUAUGUUUAACUGUUUAUGGACAUAAAAUUGGCAACCAACCACCUGGUUCUAUGAACUGGACAGUCAUACCUAGGUCGUUACCUGGACAUCCUGAUAGCAAAACUUUACAGCUCACAUACAAUAUUGCAUCUGGCAUGCAAGGAUCAGAUCAGCCAAAUCCCGGACAACCAUAUUUUGCAGUUGGAUUUCCAAGAGUUUGUUAUCUUCCUGAUAAUGCACAAGGAAGAAGGGUUCUUCGACUGUUGACCAUAGCUUGGGAAAGGCGUCUUGUAUUUACAAUUGGACGAUCUUUGACAACUGGAAGAGAAGAUGUUGUUGCCUGGAAUGGUUUGACACACAAGACUGAAAUAGGACCUAGCAUAACAGGUGCAGGAUACCCCGACACUGGCUAUUUAGAUAGGCUUGUUACUGAAUUGCUUCAUUUGGGUAUAACUGAUUCUCCAGAUGAAUUGCCUAAUGUUUACCAGGAAUUGUGUUAAGUAUUUUUAUAUUUAUAUAAAACAAUUGACUCAAAUAUUAUAAAGUCUGAUAUUUGGAGCGGAUAAAAAACAACUUGCUGGAAGUUACUGAGCAAGAA
This is a messenger RNA of Ctenocephalides felis (cat flea), 2419 nucleotides long. RefSeq names its product protein deltex-like. Gene Ontology annotation, cellular component: nucleoplasm. The transcript is spliced from 12 exons. Gene Ontology annotation, biological process: Notch signaling pathway; protein ubiquitination. Gene Ontology annotation, molecular function: zinc ion binding; ubiquitin protein ligase activity. The record is from RefSeq and is a predicted model, not a curated record. Lineage: Eukaryota; Metazoa; Arthropoda; Insecta; Siphonaptera; Pulicidae. Bases 174 to 2321 code for a protein of 715 amino acids.